Messenger RNA from Nymphalis io (European peacock), 5715 nucleotides. RefSeq names its product polycomb group protein Psc-like. The record is from RefSeq and is a predicted model, not a curated record. NCBI's taxonomy places the organism in Eukaryota, Metazoa, Arthropoda, Insecta, Lepidoptera, Nymphalidae. Gene Ontology annotation, biological process: mitotic DNA replication checkpoint signaling. Gene Ontology annotation, molecular function: DNA replication origin binding; ATP hydrolysis activity; metal ion binding. Gene Ontology annotation, cellular component: nucleus. The transcript has 8 exons. Bases 194 to 4897 code for a protein of 1567 amino acids.
AUUGUCUAAGUGUAUGCGUCUUAAAUAUUAUUGAUUUAUAAAUAUAAGCUCAAAUGUUAAACAAAUAUUGAAAUUAAAAUGCGGAUAUGCUGAUAAGGAAGAUUACGAUUCAAAUAAUAUAUUAUUAGAAUUGUAAAAUAAACAGAGGUGUUCAGUACGGAAAUAUCACGGACUCUUGGUAUGAUCAGCUAAAAUGGUUACGUCUAACAAACAACCAGAUAAAAAAGUUGUUAAGAUGGCUGAGCAGAAUAACAUAGCAGUGGUACCUCAACGAACUCUUUUAGGGGAAGUCAAUGAACAUAUAACGUGUCCAUUGUGUCGAGGUUAUUACAUAGACGCAACCACCAUAGUGGAAUGUUUACAUUCAUUCUGCCGAAGUUGUAUAAUAAAACAUCUUCAAGUUAAAAGUUACUGCCCUGUUUGUGAAAUGAUGAUUAAUUCAGCAAAACCCAAUAUAAAGUUAGAUAAAGCUCUACAAGAUAUAGUUUACAAACUUGUUCCGGGUCUAUUUCAAAAAGAAAUGGAACGACGUCAGCAAUUUUACGCAUCCAGGCCAGGUCCAGCUGCAUCAGCCACACCAGAACAACGCGGCGAGGAUACAGAACGAAUUAUUUUUAGCCCCGAAGAUGUUAUUUCAUUCUCUUUGGAAUAUGCAGAUGCAACUGAUGCUGAUAGUAUUUCUAGCAAAUCAUCCGAUAGUAAUGAAGCACAACCGUCGUCAUUGACUACGAGAAGAUAUUUACAAUGUCCGGCUGUGGUAAAUAUAAGUCAUCUCAAAAAGUUUCUCAGCAUGAAAUUUGAUAUUGACAGUACACAAUUUGCUAUUGAUAUUUUAUACAAAAGAGUACCUUUACCUGACUAUUACACAUUAAUGGACAUAGCAUAUAUAUAUAACUGGAAAAGAAAUGAACCUAUGAGAUUCUUUUAUCAAAUUAUUGACUAUGUGGCAAUUAGGAAUAGAUUAUUUGAUAUAAAUAGAAAAGGUGGAUCUCAUUUUCCUGAUAGGAAACCAAGCCCAACUUGUACUGAAGAUACAAAUGCAAGUAGCCCAACUCCAAAUCUUAAUGAUCAUGUUUCUGAGGCAUCUUCAGGUACUGAUAGUCCCAUGCCUGAUGAAAAUAAUGUUAAGAAAAUAGGUGAUACUCAAAAGAAAAGUGAUUCAUCAGGACAAAGUGUUGAGGAUGUUAAGGAUGUAAAAUUAAAUAUUGAAAAUAAAUGUAAUUCUAAUAAAAAUGAUGAAGAGGUUGAAAAAUCACAGUUUUUGAAUUCAUUUGAAUUAAAAGCAAAUACUAAUUCUACAUCAUCUAAAUCAUCACCUACCAAAGCAAAUGAUACUGAUGCUGUCACAUCCCCAAAGGAUUGCAGUUCUACCAAAACGUCAACUUCAACGCCUAAGAUCGAAGAGUGUUUAAAAAGAAAGUUUGAAAUUCCCAAAACAUUGCCAGAAAUGAAAAAAAUAAAAAUUGAAAUUGCUAAAGUACCAAUGAGUCAAACAAGUAAUGUGGGAACAUCAAAAACAUUGAAUGUUAAAGAAAAUUCUCAAAAGGUUAAUUCUGAUACUCCUAAUGUUUCUAAAACUAUUGAAGAACCAUCAAAAAUUAGCAUGUCACCUAAUACACAAACAGCUUCUUUAAUACCUCCUAAGGAUAUUAAGCAACCGCAGCAGUCAGUUGUAAAACAACAGCUACAGUCAGAUACCCCUGGACAAAAAAGGGCAGUAGCAGUAACUCAUACUGUCUCAUCUCCAAAGAGGAAACCAUCUGACUCCUCCAUAGUACCACAAUCUUCUUCCUUAGUACAAAAAACUGUAUCACCUUUAAAAUUACAAUUGCCUAAGCCAGAAGUUCCUACAACAAUAAUGAAACAAGGUGAAACACCAAAAGCAACCAUUAAAAAGAUGCCUGAUCUAAAACCGAGUACUCCAGUACUUCCAUCUGCACAACCUAAACAACCAACUUCUGGAAAAUUACGAAUGGAUCUCCUAGCAAAUAAUUGUGAUCCCACAAUAGAUAGAAGCAAAAUAUUAUCGCAAGUUAAAACAUCUCUUCCAAUUCCGAAUACAGCACAACCUUCUGGUGAUCCAUUGAAAUCAUUGUUUGAUUCAUGUAAAAUUAAUAUACCCUCUUCACUGUCAAUAACUCUUACUGAUCAAAAAUUAGAUCCUCGAAAUCUCACGGAUACUAUGAAUACUGAUCCAAAAAAAAAUGUAAUCAACAAAAAUCUUUCAAGUGCUACUAGUACAAGCACACACAAAGUGCCAAGUCCUCCUGUACAUAAUUACAUUGAGAUACUUAAGCUACCUGAUACUGAUCUGAAGAAACAGAAUAAAGUUGAAAAUAUUGGUGAUAAAAGCAAUUCUCAAAAUAAAACAGAAAACAAUAUGGUUCCACCUAAAAUACCUAAUAAAACCUCUGAAUCAUCCACAAAGGGUCCUGUACCGAACUUAAAACCAAUUUCAGAUACAAAAUUAGGAAAACAAGGCGGUAACUACUCUACCCCUAUUACAUUUCAACAAACUUUCGAACAGCAAUUGCAAUCACUGCAAUCUGAUAAAAAACCUAAAGUACCAAAAAAUAAAGCUCAAGUUCCAAAACUAGUACCAGCAACACCUAAACAAUUUAAUGCUGCUAACAAACUUAAUAAUUCUAUUAACAAAACUACUCCAAAUAUGCCCCCAGCAGAAAAUAAGGGAAGCACAGCACUUGAUCUGUCAACUCCACAUAAUAUACAAAGCCAAUUGGGUCCACAACAAACAAAAGCAUUUGAAAAAAUGCAAUCAAUAGCCAACUUGGCUAAAAAACAAAAUAUGCAUCCAAAAAUAUUACCAGUGGCAUUGUCCCAAGCUAAUGUUUUUUCAAAUAUGUCUAAUAGACCUUUGACUACUGGUGCUCAAACUUUAAGAGUUCCAUCAACGAGUAAUAUUAAUCAGUUGAAACUUGAUAAGCUAAAUGCUGGUGGAUCACAAAUGACUUCUCCUAGACAAGAAACAAGUCAAAGAAGCCAGGUCAAGCAUACACCCACUGCAAAUCCAACAGUCCAAUCUCCUAGUUACUCUAACAAUUCAACAAGUAAUGCUCAACCAUCACCAAGAUCACAAACUAGAUCACCUAGCUCAUCUCCAAAAUUAGUAAUAGCUGAAGAAAAACAAGCAAGCAGCUUAGCAUCAGAACACAACAUAAACCAAUCGAAUCAAAUUACAAGUACUCAAUUGCCAAAUGCUAAUCCUGCUAAAACAGAAUCACCCAAGCCUUCCCCAGGUCCUUCCAAAGUAGGGAUGAAAACAUUAAAACCUAUGAUGCCUGCAGGUAAAGUGACAGGUAUUCGACAACCAAUAACUCCUAGUGUUAGUUCAAAUCCAGCAAUAACCAAUCCAGCAGAUUUUCUUCCAAAACCACAAUUAAUUUCUCAUGCCCAUCAAGCAAUAUUGAGACAUCAAAUGGAAAUGCAAAAUGCUUGGCUCAAUAUGGCUACUCUCCAGGCAACUAUCCCUUUUAAAUCUCGCAAGAGAACUAGUUUUAAUGACGCUAAGGAAAAAACGAACAACGAAAACAAAGAUAUUUUAAAUAUUGCAAAAACAAGAAGUACACCCAAGAGACAGUUAGAAGAAGAUAGUAGGGUGAUUUUUGAAGAAAAAUGUUCUCCGAAGAAGAUUCUGAAAAAUCAUAAAGAUAAUAUUCAAACUUUUAAUGAAAAGUCCAUCGUUUCAAAUAAACAAAAUAGUUACUUCUCCACAAAACCCUUAGAGCCACUUGUAAGUCGUGAGAAAGAGAUAGAAUACUUGCAGAAUUUUCUAACUGAACAUCUUGACAAAGAGCAAUCCGCAUCUUUGUAUAUAUCUGGACAACCUGGUACAGGCAAAACUGCGAGUUUGUCUUAUAUAUUACAAGUUCCAAAGAUAAGAGAUGGUUUUAAACAGGUUUAUAUUAACUGUACUAUGAUGAAAUCAGCAGCGAGUAUUUAUAGCAGGAUAUGUAAAGAAUUACAGCUGCCAACGACAGGCACAAGUGAGAAAGCUUGUCACAAUGCUAUUGAAAAUUAUUUAGUAAAAAAACAUAAAAUGAUUCUACUAGUGCUGGACGAGAUCGACCAGCUGGACAGUAAGCGGCAAUCUGUGCUUUACACUGUGUUUGAGUGGGCGGCGCUGCCGGCGGCGCGCUUGGUGUUGGUAGGCGUGGCCAACGCGCUGGACCUCACGCAGCGCGCGCUGCCGCGGCUGCAAGCUCGUUGCGCAAUGCGCCCCGCCACGCUUCACUUCCCGCCCUACACCAAGCAGCAAAUUAUUGACAUAUUCACGCACGUGCUAGCCGCCGAGGACAACACUAAUGUUUUCUCGCCUGUCGCACUCCAGAUGCUAGCAGCUAAAAUUGCUGCCGUAUCCGGUGAUAUGAGGAGAGCAUUAGAUAUUGGACGUAGAGUUAUUGACGUCGCAAGACGUAGUAAAUUUUCUGAACAUCACUCUGUUGACAACAUGAUGAAGGACUCAUCAGUGACAGUAGAAUUGAAACAAGUACUAGAAGUUCUGAACGAUGUGUAUGGAGGUUCGAGACACAUCGAAACGGACGUGGAUGAAGGCCUCCCAAUGCAACAAAAAUUGAUAUUAUGCAGUCUUAUGUUGAUGUUGACCAAAGGCAAAAAUAGAGAAAUUGUCAUGGGAAAACUACACGAUGUUUAUAAAAGAGUGGCGGCGGCGCGCAACAUCGGCGCGCUGGACGCGGGCGAGAUGGCGGGCGCGUGCUCGCUGCUGGAGGCGCGCGGCGCGCUGCGCGUGGCGGGCGGCGGCGCGGCGCGCGCGCGGCGCCUGCGUCUGCUGUGGGACGAGGCCGAGCUGGGCGCCGCGCUGCGGGACCGACCCCUGAUGGCCGCCAUUCUCGCCGACACCGCUUGUCUGGCCUCGUAGGCUGGAACCGUUCCAUGUUCAACGAUUACGUUGAGGUGGAAUAUACGAUAUGGCCAUCGUUAUACAUUUUUUUACACUUUUCCCGACGGUGACUCAUUCGUGAAAGGCAUCAAAGUAACGUUGCAUUUUAUCAUAUUUCAAUUGUGUAUUACCAUAAUGACAUUUUAAGCGUUACGUUAAAUUUUUCGUAAUUUAAUUUAAUGAACGUAAAAAAAGUUAAGUUUGAUGGCAUAUUAUGUACGAAAAAUGCACCUUUUGCCUUGUGUUACAAUUAUGUUAGUGUAUAAGGAUUUUUACUCCAGUGACAGUUUUACUAAUGACCAAAAAUACUUUUAAGUUAUGUAAUGAAAUAAUAACAACGAAUGUGGUAAAUUAUUCGCUAUUGGUAAGUUAUUUAACAGAUGGAUCAAUUUCCACAUAAGGAAUAGACAACUUCUACAAAUCACGAUUAUGCAGUAUGACUAGGUCAAUGGACAAAUCAAAGUACAUAUAAAUGUAGGUCUUAAACCUUUUAAGUGCUUAAGGUUAAGUUCUGUUGAGAUUUUCGCAUUUAUAGUCAAGGAACUUAAGUUAUUUGUUCUAUGUGGUUAAUAACAAUAAUAAUGUUGUUCUAUUUAUAUUAUCUUUUAGCUCAGGUUUGUCUCGUUUAUCUAAAAUUUAACAUUCGUGAACACAGUACGAUAUAUUGUAUAUGCGUUCCUUGCUUAAUUUUAUUUUUAACCACUUGUGCCUUCUGAAUUUACUUAUACGUAGUUAUAUAUAUUAAAAAAAAACAUGUCAUAAACCUCUUACCAAACCUUACACUAUGCUUCAGGAGA